CUCUGUAUCCGAGUUCUUCAGAGAGAGUCAGACUUCUGCAAAGGCGCACUCGACACAAGUUGAAAGUAUUUAACCACAGUACUGCUUGCUCUUGUUUUAGACUGCUCCGCGGAGGACUCGCAUGCGCACUUCGGAUGAUGUUCGGUUUACUAUUUCUGCUCGUCACCGGCGUCGGGCUGGUGGCGCCCCUCAAUGUGCUCGUGGUCAGCACCGUCUCCUCGCCCAGCCACCACAUCUGGGUUAGCAGGUUGACGGACGGACUGUUAGCCAAAGGCCACCACGUGACCGAGCUCGUACUCCGUCCACCUGAAAAGCACGCCAACAAGACGAGCUUUUACAUCACGGAGAAGACGUAUGGCGAACAUCCUGGUCUGGAUUUGGAGCAAGCAGGGACGCAUACUCUGGCAGAGGAGAUACCAUUCUUCUACCACUUCUGUGAGGAAUCAAUCAACGUGAUCCUGCAAUCAAGUGCUUUCCAAAGUUUGGUGCAACAUCUGAAAAGAGACAAACCUCACUUCGACGUUUUCCUGAUCGAUUAUGUCAUGGCAGAGCCACUACUUGCGUUGGGCACGCUUGUGAAUCGACCGCCUGUGGUAGCGUUAACUGCCUUCAACCUCCCAGAAGAUAUUAUGGAACUCAUGGGAAGUCCAUACUUCGCAUCCCUCCUGCCCUACAUGGGCGUGGGGGCGCACGGUGGAACACCUAUGGACUUUGGCGAGCGAGUCUACAAUUUUGUCAAAUGGGUCAUGUACAAAGCGUACAUUUAUUGGUCUUACCGACCAUUCAUCGAAAACACAAUUACUACGACGUUCCCAAACUCACCACCUCUCUCAGCGCUCUUGGAGAACGUUUCCGUGUCCCUAGUCAACACAGUACCCGCGCUGCAUGGCGCUAUGCCCCUGGUGCCCGGUGUCGUGGAGGUUGGCGGUCUCCAGAUUCGACCCGCCAAACAGCUCCCUGACGACAUCUUGGCCUGGGUAGACAAGAAGGCAGCGCCUCAUGGAUUCAUAUUCAUGUCCUUUGGCACAAACGUCAGGUCGGCUAACCUUGCCAAGGACCGACGCGAUGCAAUUCUGCGAGCGUUCUCUCGUGUGAAACAGCGUGUGCUUUGGAAGUACGAAGACGACGACAUCAUGGACAAAUUGCCGCCAAAUGUACGGGUGGCCAAGUGGCUCCCGCAAAAUGACCUUUUAGGCCACCCGAACAUCCGCUGCUUCGUGUCCCACAAUGGUGGACUCAGUACUCAGGAGGCGAGCUACCACGGCGUUCCCAUCCUCGGAGUGCCGUUCUUCGUCGACCAGACGGCUUAUGCUGAGAAGGUCGAACGAACCGGUUUGGGUCGGCGCCUGCAGUACAAACACAUCACCGAGGAGAGGUUUUAUGAAGCGCUCACCGACGUCCUGGAGAACCCAAGGUAUCGAGAGAACAUCCGACGCGUCGGGGCUGCGCUGAAGGACCAGAAGGAGACGCCGCUGGAGCGGGCCGUGUGGUGGGUGGAGUACGUGGCGCGCACUGGCGGUGCCCCGCACCUGCGCGCGCCCAGCCGCCAGCUGCACUGGUACCAGGUCUUCAUGCUGGACGUGAUCGCCGUCCUGGCUGCCGCGCUGCUGCUCUGUUCGUGGCUUGCGUUCCGAUCUCUCUCACUCAUCGUGUCGGCGUUGCCUUCCUCCGGCAAGAAAACACAUAAAGACUGAGCACUGCGUGACGCAUGCAACCGGAACACUGACGUCUACGGCAGCCGAGUAUUGGCAAAUGCCUGACUUAUUCUUUGUUGGAAUCCUGCAAGAAAGUGUCCCUUGUCCCGUGCAGUUGCGAAGACGCAAAAACAUCCGCGGCACAAAGUCAACUACAUCUGAGUGUGCGUGUGCAAAUGGUUAAAGGUGCGCAGAGGAACCUUUGAUUUUCCAGUGAAAAGAUGACGCAUUUCAAAACUUAUGAAAAGUAUUUUUUGAGGGCUUCAUUUGCAAGACUUCUAGUGCAAAUUAGUUUCACGCUGUUGAAAAAGAGUGUUCCCGACGCUCUUUGACAUAACUUGUGUCUGAACAUCUCGGCAUAUCGGCACUAUAUAUGCCCAUGUACGGAAGCUCCACCCUUGUUGAGCAAAUUUAAGGGGAAAACUAGAAGGAGUAAACUUUUCACAAUAUUUAUACAGCCACCACCCAGCUUUCUGGUGGUGGACUGAAUUCCUAUGGUGUCCAAAUGAUUGCAACCACACCAACAACCUGUUUAAAUCCAGGUACUGGGUGACAACAGCAAGCUGUGCACGGUUGAAAAAGUUGCGUUUUUAGGACUUGAAAUUUGCCUCUGCUGGUAACACAAGGCAACCCCUCCUUGCAUAUCAGACUAAAUAUUCUAAGGCUUACACUUUGAAGCAGAGAGUUUCAAGGUAGAUUCAGUGACUUCAAGGGUCGAUAUUGAAGUUAAAAGAAUUUUUUGAACCAAAUUGUCAUUUAUUGGGUUUGAGUGAAUUCAGAAUUGUUUUGGAUUCAAUUUGGAAAUUUCGAAAUUUGAUAUCGAUGAUCUCAAUAGCUAUAUGGCUAAGAAUAGUUAUAUAGAAUACCACCUCGUUGUUCAGGGUUCGUAGUUUCGAGAAAUAUUAAAUAGUUGCAAUUCGGAUUUCUUCUUAUUUUUUUCAGAAAAAAAAGGGAAACAAUGGUAGCUGUAUAGAAACAAGCUUUUCCCAAGACUUAGGUAAUAAAAUAACUGUCAUACAGAGCUGGCUAAAAUGUUGCCUUGGUGUCACUGGGACUGUCAUCUUGCACACUGUUAUUCUUUUUUCUGUGAAGUUACGUUAUUUUUUGUAAAUUAUAAUUACAAAUAGUAUUGUAAUGUUUCGACCCCCUAAAGUUGAACCUGUAUGACAAAUUUUAUCAUUUAUCAUCACUAUUCAUAUCGCAACAUUACAACGAGAGUCGUAGAAAAGCAAUAAAAUGACAUUUAUCUUGCUCGCACACUAA
Frankliniella occidentalis (western flower thrips) is the source of this 2957-nucleotide messenger RNA. Its product is annotated as UDP-glycosyltransferase UGT5-like. Lineage: Eukaryota; Metazoa; Arthropoda; Insecta; Thysanoptera; Thripidae. Gene Ontology annotation, molecular function: UDP-glycosyltransferase activity. Bases 135 to 1694 code for a protein of 519 amino acids. The transcript has 8 exons. The record is from RefSeq and is a predicted model, not a curated record.